Molecule: messenger RNA, 2160 nt
Organism: Cinara cedri
Lineage: Eukaryota; Metazoa; Arthropoda; Insecta; Hemiptera; Aphididae
Source: the annotation of a GenBank genome assembly
AAAUUCCAAACGCUCGCGAGUCGGUUACAGGCACCCCCUACUUGCCUACGCAUUAUGUUGGCCGUAUUACGAGUACCGUUUCAGUCGUGCGCCAGCGUUUAGACCAAGAUGAUAAAAUUCCUGACGGUCUGCGGCAUAUUUUUUUUCCAUUUAAACGGUCGUUGUCUGUGCGAUUUAAACGUAGUGUACCAGUGGAACAAACUGAAUUUGUCGCUCCAAGAAAACGACCGGGAACACCGGUACAUACCGGAAAACAAUCUCGUGUACAGAAUGAAAAUAUGGAACGACACGCUAUUCAUGGCCAUACCCAGGUUCAAACGGGGGGUGCCGGCGACGUUGUGCAGGAGUUACGGGGGCGCGAUACACCCGUACCCGUCGCUGGGCCUUCAGAAAGUCGGCAACUGUUUCGGGAUGCAGAACGUCAAGGACAUCGAAAUCGAUCAUUUGGGCCAUCUGUGGAUUCUGGACGUCGGCAACGUGUACGAUCUGGAACCGGUAAGCAACCGCAGUUGCGAUCCGAAAUUGUUCGUGGUGGAUUUAAACACCGGGUACAUAGUGAGAUCGGCGGUGUUGCCGCGCGGCAUGUACACGAACCGCAGUGUACUCAGCGGUCUUACGGUCGACUUGAAAUCACUCACCGCCGUCGUCGCCGACAUCGGUCCCGACCCCGGGUUUAUCGUUUAUAAUUUACAAAUAGGAAUUUUCCACAAAUUCCCGUGCGAACUAUUGGCCACGGCCAAAGGCUACAACGAGGCGCUCUUGACCGUAUCCCCGAUCGACAACAUGUUGUAUUUCACCACCAUAGAGCUGAACAGUUUGUUCGCGAUUCCGUUAAGCGUAUUCGGCGUGCCGUUCAUCAAAGACGUAGGCCACUACGUGAACAACCAAGGGCUUAAAGCGGACACGUCGACCGCCAUGAUCAUGGACACGACUGGUAAUUUGUAUUUGGGCAUGACCCGGAAAGUGAUUGCUUGGAACACGCUGAAACACGGUUUCGACGUCAAGGAGCUGUACAUACAAGAAGUGAGACUCGACUGGAUUUCGAGUUUUGCGUUCGAUUCAAACGGAUAUCUGUGGAUAAUUUCGUCGGAAUUCAAAGAUUUCCGAGAAUCGAAAUCAAAAAGAACGAACAUGUUGAUAUUCAAGAGGUACUGCGGUACGACGUCGUUCGCCCUUCACGAAGUCGCUGCUGCGGGUUCUGUAAACCAUACGGGCACUACUGCGGUACAGCGCAAUUCGGUCAACGCGAAAUAUACUGCUGAAAAUCUUAUUCAUAUUUUUACUUUGGUUAUAUUGCACGUUAUAUUUGCACGCGAUAUUUUAUAAGUAUACAGCGGACGAUGCUAAAUAAAAAUCAAAGACAUUUCGGUUCGUUUUUGUCGGGUAGGUUACCUACACCUUUAAUAAUCCAAUAUUGUAAUAAACGUGCCUAUUAUUAUUUUUUUGUUACGAUAAAACGAAAUAAAACGAAUUCUCCGUAGAAUAAUAUUUAUAAGAUACAAGUAAUGUUAAUAGUUACCUACGUGUUUUAUGUACUAAGCGAAUACAGUGAUAAUUUAGAAAAUCGUCGUCAGUCGGACUCGAUACUAUCAUAAAGUUAUUACUCUAUUGAGUACCGAUUACUCUUUUAAAUUUGAAAACGUUAUGUGUCCGUUAAUUUAGUUAAUAUGUCGGUAUAGGUAGUAAAAAUUUCUGUAGGUGCCCAACUAAUUUACCGAACAAAGAACAAUCAGUUGGGUACCCAUACCUAAUUUAACCGUCAAUUUAGUACAAAUAUAUUAUUGCAUAUUAUGUCUAACAGUCAAUUUUUUUGUUAUACCUAUUAUUAAAAAGGUACGUUUUGUACAUUAGUGGUUUUAUAUUUAUGGCUGAAACUAUUCUUAUGUGUCUACGCUUCGAACCGAAAACACAUUUAAAAGUUUUAAAAAAAAAACAGAGGCAAUAAUAACGUUCGACCAUUGCAAACAACAAUAACAACGUACCUACAUACCCACUUACAUAAUAAAUAUAAAUUGUGAUAUGUGUAUAAUAUUAUUACCAAUAUCUUUGAAAAUACCUUAAUAAUUAGGUAUUACUUAAAAAAUAACCUAACCAGUCGCGCCGAACCUAUACAGAAUGAUUUACUCAACCGGAACCACUCGUUGUCACGAAAAGUAUUAA